This is a messenger RNA of Candoia aspera, 3397 nucleotides long. RefSeq names its product twinkle mtDNA helicase (gene TWNK). Gene Ontology annotation, biological process: mitochondrial DNA replication. Gene Ontology annotation, molecular function: ATP binding; 5'-3' DNA helicase activity; single-stranded DNA binding. NCBI's taxonomy places the organism in Eukaryota, Metazoa, Chordata, Lepidosauria, Squamata, Candoiidae. Gene Ontology annotation, cellular component: mitochondrion. Bases 419 to 2443 code for a protein of 674 amino acids. The record is from RefSeq and is a predicted model, not a curated record. The transcript is spliced from 5 exons.
UCUCGGAAGUGACGGUUCUGCAGAAGGGCCAUGGCGCGCUUUCUGGAGCUGCACGUGGGGAGCGGACACCCUGAUCGGGAGCUAGGCGCGGGGGCAAAGCUGUACGGUCAGGCUGCGGCCAGCGGGGAGGUUGGUUUUUAGCAAGGCAGAGAUCGCCGGCUGGAGAGCGACAGGCAGUCUGCGCGGGAAUCUGGAUGGGGAGCACCUGCACCGCAAGCCGGAACAAGGGCAGCGGCGGCAUAGAUGGGUCUUGAGGGGAGAUGCAGUUUAAGAAACGUAGGAGGUUGCUUCUCGGAGGGUGGAAGGGAUUUCUUGAAGAGAAGGAAGCACUUACCACGGGGCAAUUAGGGCAACAUUGCAGGGUUGUAUUGAGGAGAAGGUUCCAGGAGAACCUGUUGGCGUUGAAGCCAUAGAUAAAAUGUGGUUCUCUGUGUCUUCACGGGUUUUUUUACGUCACUGGUGCCUUUCGCGUAAAUGGAUGCUUGUAGAAAGCUAUCCUUGUAAGCACUACAAAAAGGAGACGCUUCCAUCAGUGCAGGACCCAAUUUCCCCUGCCUCAGUCACAGAGAUCAGGCAGUACCUCAAAACACAGAGAAUCCCAUUUCAUGAUGGCUAUAGUUGUAUUCACGUGCCCAGUAUUUUUGUGGAGGAUAAGCAGCAACUUCGCCAUAGUUACAGCCUCUUUAUUGAUAAGACUACAGGCCAGUUUAUAUGCACAGCCACACUGGUUGAAGGUAACUGGCACGACUUCCAGGCCAAUGUAGAGUUGCAGCAUAAAGGAAUAACUGUAGGUGACAGGCACAGUAUGAAUGAGCAAAGUGAUCAAGGUGGGGAGGAUGCUAGGCAUAUAUGGGAACGAGCCUUGCCUCUCUGGGAAUUGCUGGAUGAGAUGGAGACAAAAGAAGUCAAGGCUAUGUUUGGCAUUUCCAGUGUGUCAAAUGCUACUCUCAAACACUUUGGUGUGCGUUUUCUUCGGACCACUCAAGCAUUGGUCUUUCCAUGGUUCAGCCCAUCUGGCACCAGUCUGAAGGGAUUAAAGCUUCUCAGAGUUGAGCACCAAGGAGAGAGAGUACACUAUGUGGAGAAUACGCUGCCUCGUCCGAAUGCCUAUCAUAACCUCUUUGGUUUGCCUCUAAUCAGUCGGCGUGAUACAGAAGUGGUGCUGACUGGCCGAGAGUUGGAUACUUUGGUGUUGCACCAAGUGACUGGUUUACCCAGCCUAGCUCUGCCUCGUGGGAUUUCUUGUCUUCCCCCAGCCCUACUCCCCUACUUAGAACAGUUCAAACGGAUCACUUUGUGGUUAGGAGAGGAUCUCCGGUCCUGGGAAGCUGCUAAACAUUUUGCACGCAAACUGAAUCCUAAGCGUUGUUAUUUGGUGCGACCAAGUGACCAGCAGCUUCGACCACUAGAAGCUUUUAGCAGUGGCAUGAACCUCACCAAGAUUCUGCGGUCAGCUCUACCAGCUGGCCACAAGUCUAUAAUUUCAUUUUGUCAACUGCGGGAAGAGGUGUAUGGGGAGCUGGUCAAUGUAGAUCAGGUGGCAGGAGUCAAAUGGGUUCGUUUCCCAGAACUGAGCAAACUUCUUAAGGGCCACCGCAAAGGAGAGCUCACUGUUUUCACAGGUCCAACAGGCAGUGGGAAGACCACUUUCAUAAGUGAAUAUGCCCUGGAUCUCUGCAUGCAAGGUGUUAACACAUUGUGGGGCAGCUUUGAGAUCCACAAUGUGCGUUUGGCCAAGAUCAUGCUCACUCAAUUUGCCAUGGAAAAGUUGGAUGAGCAACUGGAAAAGUAUGAUGAGUGGGCAGACAGGUUUGAGGAUCUUCCACUUCACUUCAUGACCUUCUAUGGACAACAGAAUAUCAAGACAGUGAUUGACACCAUGCUUCAUGCUGUGUACAUGUAUGAUAUUACUCAUGUUGUCAUUGAUAAUCUCCAGUUCAUGAUGGGCCAAGAGCAACUCAGUACAGACAGGCUUGCUGUCCAAGACUACAUUGUGGGUACCUUCCGAAAAUUUGCUACAGGCAACAACUGCCAUGUAACUUUGGUCAUUCAUCCCCGGAAGGAAGAUGAAGAAAGAGAGCUGCAAACAGCUUCCAUUUUUGGAUCUGCAAAGGCCAGUCAGGAGGCUGACAAUGUGUUGAUCCUGCAGGAUAGGAAACUAACAACAGGGCCAGGCAGGCGCUACCUACAGGUCUCCAAGAAUCGCUUUGAUGGAGAUGUGGGAAUCUUUCCCCUGGAGUUCAGCAAAACAUGCCUUACGUUCUCUAACCCUGUCAAAGGCAAAACUAGGGUAAAGAAGGUAAAAGAGGAUAAUGAUGAGCCGCUCCAAAAACCUGCAGCAGGUGCUGGUGAAGUUUCAAAGAAGCAACGAUCCCAGAAACAGUCCAAUAAGAGCACAAAACCUGCCUUACAGAUCUCCCCUGAUGAACCCAACAAACCAUGAGGAAUUUUAUUCAGAAAGGGUUCACAGCCAGCAGAAUCACUACUGUUCAUCUGAUUAUAGGGAUAAUAAUCAGUCUAACCAUACAGGCAUUGAUCAAGUUCUUCUUGCUGUUGCAGCUUUGUUUCAUUGGAAUCAGUGGCAUGAGAGAUCUGUGAAUGGUGGUAGGAUUUAUAGCACCAUUUACUAUUAAGAAAUAGUCUGAAAAGAAACUUGGAUUACUUCACCAUUCCAUCCAAAAUAGAUUAGAGAGCAGUUCUGGUGCGUACAGCAGAAGGGUCCAGUUGCACAUACAGUGGGGCACAUGGCAAGGAAGGAACUGUGUUUUGUGCUAGAGAUAGUUAAUGCUUAGUUGCAACAAGGAAUGAAUAAUACAGCUGCGAGGAAUACCAGUGUGUAUAAAUUGUCUCAUGCAAUUCCUGUAUGUACAUGGGGACAGAAUCAUGGUUCACUGCAAGCUGGCAUGAUAAAUCAUGGUAUGGAAUCACAUAUGCCAAUUGAAGACUCUUAAUACUGUACACAAUGGUGGAUGGAAAAAUUAAAAUUUACAAUAGAAACUUUUUUUUCCUGAUCUGGAGAACUGCGUGAUGGAGUUAGAAAGCUUAAAAUAUCCAUGUAUUCCUAAGGGGGCUGUUGAAAAACUGCCAUUAAGAAAAGUAGUGCAGCUUUAUUCACAAAGCAUUUCUAUACCAUUAAUGGUUUCCUCAUUGAUUUCAGUUAAAAAUUUGAAUCAAUCUUCUUGGGUUUAUUUCCAGACCCAGUCUUCCAGUUUCAGUGGUGCACUGAAGGAAAUCUACAUUCAUUGUAUUUUCUGCUUAGGAAAACUGGUAUUGAAAAAGAGACUGAUGAGUGUUUUGUUUCCAUUGUACAAGACAAAGGAAAAAAUUGUUUUUAUUAAAUUGUAAGUGAAUAAGAUGAAAGACUUUGAUAGGAAAAUAAAGAAUCUUAUUCUGUCAA